This is a messenger RNA of Microsporum canis CBS 113480, 2292 nucleotides long. Its product is annotated as dipeptidyl-peptidase 3. Gene Ontology annotation, biological process: proteolysis. The transcript is spliced from 3 exons. The record is from RefSeq and is a predicted model, not a curated record. NCBI's taxonomy places the organism in Eukaryota, Fungi, Ascomycota, Eurotiomycetes, Onygenales, Arthrodermataceae. Gene Ontology annotation, cellular component: cytoplasm. The coding region runs from base 1 to 2292 and encodes 763 amino acids. Gene Ontology annotation, molecular function: dipeptidyl-peptidase activity; metalloexopeptidase activity.
AUGACCCCUCUUCGCCGCAGCUGCAGCAGGGCGCCCAGCAGCAGCUUCUCCUCCUUCUUCCCCCGUCUGCUACGCCACCAGCUCCCCAAGUCCUCUUCUUCUCCACGAGCAGCGUCUACAUCUUUGUACCGGCAGUUCUCUAGCACCAGAAGCUUGAACUCGGAAGCUAUGGAUAUCCAAACGAAACAUCAGUACCUGGCCGAUUCUCCGCCAACUAUCGUGAGACUGGAGAUACGGCCUCAUUUCGAAGCUCUGAAGGAUGACAAACUAAAGAGAUAUUCCCAUUUUAUCAGCAGGGCGGCUUUCCAAGGAACGAGAAUCACCCUUCGUCAAGUCUCCCCUGAAUCCGAACCUAUUUACGACCUUAUUAUAUCCCUCUACAACACUUGCAAGGGCGAUUGGAAGGCCCUCGCUACGAAGACGAAUACAAGCCCAGAGAAUUUGCAGUUUUUCCUAGAGUAUGCAGCGCAGUUCCUGGGCAACUGUGGGAACUACAAGGGAUUCGGGGACUCCAAGUUUAUCCCCAGGAUCCCAUCCGAUGCAUUUGAAGCUCUCGCUUCUGGCUCACCUGAGACGAAAAAGCUCUUCGAUCUUGCUUGCAAGUCAGGAGGGGGCAUCUAUGAGACCGCUUCACCGGAUCUGAUGCAUUUGGGUUAUCCCGAGAAGGGCCAAAUGACGACAUAUUACCCAGACUCCCCAUCCAUCACCAAGGAAGAGAUUACUUUGAUCGGUGAUUUUCUAGAGAAGAAGCAGCUUUUGUUGGAAAACACAAGGCUUAGAAAGACCCAGGAUGGCAACUUUGAACUAUUGAUUGCCUCGGCCGAAACGUCACCAGCGGGUAAGGACAGAGACGUUGGAGACGUCGAUGGGUGGGAUCUGGAAGGCAAGCUUGCUGGCAAGAAGCUUAAGCUAGUAUAUGGUGACUAUUCUGAGAUUAUGAAAAAAAUCGCGGAGAGCAUUAAGCAGGCUGGCGCGAAUGCAGCAAACGAUAUACAGAAGAAGAUGCACCAAGAAUACUUUAAAUCGUUUACCACCGGGUCCAUUGAAGCUUACAAGGAAAGCCAGCGUUACUGGAUUCGGGACAUUGGCCCGAUGGUAGAGUCUGACAUUGGAUUUGUUGAGACCUACCGCGAUCCCCAUGGCGUUAGAGGGGAGUGGGAGGGCUUUGCGGCAAUGGUCAACCUCGAGCGAACCAAGGCUUUCAGCAAACUUGUAGAGAAUGCCGAAACCAUGAUUCCCAAGCUGCCCUGGGGCAAGGAAUUCGAGAAGCAGACCUUUCUGAGCCCCGACUUUACCUCACUUGAGGUGAUGAGCUUUGCCGGAAGCGGUAUCCCAGCAGGAAUCAACAUCCCCAAUUACGACGACAUCCGCCAGAACCUUGGAUUCAAGAACGUGUCUCUGGGGAACGUUCUCAGCGCGAAAGCACCCAACGAGCCGGUCCCCUUCAUUCGUGCGCAAGACCUAAGUCUCUUCCGCGAACACAGAGAUGCUGCAUUUGAGGUCCAGGUCGGCAUCCACGAGCUGCUCGGCCACGGAACCGGAAAAUUACUGCAGGAAACGUCUCCGGGGAAAUACAACUUUGACGUAUCGAACCCGCCGGUGAGCCCGAUUGAUGGCAAGCCCAUUUCCACAUGGUACAAGCCCGGCCAAACCUGGAGCUCCGUGUUUGGAUCGAUCGCUUCUUCGUACGAGGAGUGCCGUGCGGAGUGUGUCGCCAUGGCUCUGGGGUGCGACUUUGGCAUCCUCCAGCUGUUCGGUUUCGGCAACGGCAAAGACGACAUCGACGGACAGGCAGGAGAUGUUCUCUACGCCAGCUACCUCCAGAUGGCUCGGGCCGGUGUGGUUGCCCUUGAAUUCUGGGACCCGAGCAGCAAGAAAUGGGGCCAGGCGCACAUGCAGGCACGAUUCAGCAUACUCCGUACCUUCUUGGGCGCUGGCGAUGACUUUGUUCGGCUGGUGCAUGAGAAAGAAGAUCUGUCUGACCUGGAAAUCCACCUUGACCGGUCCAAGAUCCUCAGCCAUGGACGGCCUGCGGUCGAGAAGUACCUGCAGAAACUCCAUGUGUACAAGAGUACGGCGAACUUCGAGGCCGGCAAGGCCCUCUACGACGAGAGCACUCAUGUGGACGAGUGGUGGGGGACCAAAGUGCGCCCUAUCGUGCUGCAGAAGAAGGUGCCCAGAAAGGUGUUUGUGCAGGCCAACACAGUGCUGGAGGGCGACAAGGUCGUGCUGAAGGAAUACGAGCCAACCCUUGAAGGCAUGAUCCAGAGCUAUGCUGAGCGCGACGUGUAG